Macadamia integrifolia is the source of this 2349-nucleotide messenger RNA. RefSeq lists its product as uncharacterized. The record is from RefSeq and is a predicted model, not a curated record. The coding region runs from base 632 to 2050 and encodes 472 amino acids. Gene Ontology annotation, molecular function: acetylglucosaminyltransferase activity. The transcript has 3 exons. Lineage: Eukaryota; Viridiplantae; Streptophyta; Magnoliopsida; Proteales; Proteaceae.
AACAGAUGGAGUAUAUGCCGGGGACACUGCCACUCACAACUCACCCCUGAGUCGUGACUCAUGACUCCUGACUCCUGACUCCUGAGUCCUGACUCCUGAGUACUGCCAACUUUCUUCUUAGAAAGCCCACGAGGAGGGAGCCUUUUUCUGGCAGGAAAGCACAAACACAGCACACCAAUCUUAAUUGCAACAGGGGCAGCCAAAAUGGUCUAGAAGUCAGGUAAAAUGCCAUUUAAGGUUUGUUUCAGCUUUUCUCCAUUUAAGCUGUAGUAGAUUGGCUAAAGAAGACCAUGUUCUGUUUCAUGGACCUUCCCCAGUCCCCACUUGGCUGAAAUUGAGGGGUUGAAAUCUUUUGUUACAGAUCCAUUUCCAUGGUUCCACUUUGCUCAAUCCACAAGUUAAGCAGGUAGUCAACGAAGGACUCGUAGGCGUUACGGGGUUUCUACUUUCUUUAUCGAUUGGAGAGUCUGGGAGAAUCCGCCGUGAGUGCAGGUUGAUCCGCCAUUUCAGGCUUCUAGCUCCUCUUCUUCUUCUGGGUUGCUCUGGAAAGCCCUUGUGAACAGUUUCUUCCUUCGCGUUCUUGUUCAGUUCUGAUUAGCACUUUAGUAUUUGGGUAGUUGGGUUUUCUCCAAUGAAAUCAAAAAUGUCGUUUUGGCCUCAAAACUCCAAAGCCACAUUUCCUUCUCACCGCUUAAAGCUUCUCCUUUUGGUCUCCUGUUCUCUCUCUGUAUUCUUCUUCGUUGCCUCCCUUUCUAUCCUCGGUAAUACUUUUACUACAUCACCUCCCAUCUCAACGCCAACCUCUCUCGACCAUUUCGUCUUCGGCAUUUCUUCAUCUGCCAAAUCCUGGCCUCAACGCAAAGACUACGUACGCCUCUGGUGGAAACCAAAUCAAAUGCGAGGCUGUGUAUUCCUUGACGCAAUUCCUUCAGAGAAAGCUGAUUCUAAUGACGAGCUUCUUCCUCCUAUAUGCAUCUCUGAGGAUACUUCUCGAUUCCGUUACACCUGCAAGUAUGGGUAUCGAUCAGCAAUCCGUGGGGCUCGGGCUGUGUUGGAGACUGUUGCCCUCAAUCACUCCAAUGUCCGAUGGUUCGUCUUCGGGGACGACGAUACAGUGUUUGUUGCUGAUAAUUUGGUGAAGACAUUGUCUAAGUACGACCAUAAUCAGUGGUUUUAUAUUGGGAGCAGUUCUGAGAGCUUCGAGCAGAGUUACGAGAAUUUGUUUGGUAUGGCAUUUGGUGGUGGAGGUUUUGCGAUUAGCUAUCCUCUUGCAAGAAUUUUAGCAAACACUAUGGAUUCAUGUUUGGUUAGGUACCCACAUCUGUAUGGAAGUGAUGGUAGGAUUUUCUCUUGCUUGACUGAGCUUGGAGUUGGAUUAACCCAUGAACCAGGGUUUCAUCAGGUUGACAUAAGAGGGGAUCCCUUUGGAUUGCUAGCAGCUCAUCCAUUAACACCGUUGGUAUCUCUCCACCACUUUGAUGCCCUAGAUCCAAUCUUCCCCAACAUGACUCGUCUCCAAGCUAUACAACACUUGUUUGAGGCCAUAAAGUUCGAUCCUGAAAGAGUUCUGCAGAGAACUGUUUGCUAUGAUCGUUGGUAUUCAUGGACCAUUUCUAUCUCAUGGGGAUAUGCUGUUCAGGUAAUUGAAACCCAUAGGCAUCUUCCUGACCUUCUUCCUGUGGAGAGGACAUUUAAGCCAUGGAAGAAAAAACCGACAAUGUACUCUACCCUGUAUAAGUUUACCACCAGGGAGGUUCCCAUUGAUCCAUGUAACAGACCCACCAUUUUCUUUCUGGAAACCAUCUCUCUUGAUGGAAAGAGGGUAAAGAGUAGUUAUAGGAGAGUGAUUUCUGAAGAAUGCUUAAAGAGGAAGGCUCCAUGGAUGUUGAGACUGGAACAUAUAAAUGUGUUUUCACAAAAGAUGGAUCUUGAAAUCAGACAGGCUCCAAGACGCCAUUGUUGUGAUAUCUUGAAUUCUUCCAAUCGCACUGUGAUGAACAUAGGCAUCAGAGAAUGUGGAGAGCAAGAACAAAUAAUUAUGCAUCCAUAGAAUUGCCUCAGAAUUAGCAACUUCCCUUGAAGGUUGAAUUGAAUACAUUGAGGGAAGCUGAUCAACAUGAACUUAAUUAACCUUUACAUUUCAAAAGAUGGAUUCAGACUGGAGAGAUCGAUGGUCUUUGGAGAUUUUUGACAAGCCCAGUUUCUGUAAAAAUGUGGUCUUUGAGGCAUUGAACCAGAGGGCUUCGCUUAGGAUACAAGUCUGCUCUGUCCUAGACAUUAAAUUAAUUCAAACAUGGGCUUGCCCUAAAUGUCAUCAAUUGUCAAUUAUGAAGCAUUAUAAUUUACAAA